This is a messenger RNA of Aspergillus niger, 1971 nucleotides long. RefSeq lists its product as uncharacterized. Gene Ontology annotation, biological process: regulation of DNA-templated transcription. Gene Ontology annotation, molecular function: DNA-binding transcription factor activity, RNA polymerase II-specific; zinc ion binding. The record is from RefSeq and is a predicted model, not a curated record. The coding region runs from base 1 to 1971 and encodes 656 amino acids. NCBI's taxonomy places the organism in Eukaryota, Fungi, Ascomycota, Eurotiomycetes, Eurotiales, Aspergillaceae. The transcript has 7 exons.
AUGCCUUCCACUUCUCGACCGGUGAAGGUGGCGUGUCUGGCCUGUCGUGCCUCCAAAAUUCGCUGCGACGGGCAGAACCCGUGCACCAAUGAAUGCCAAUAUCAACCGAGUCGGCGAGGGGGCGCUCGACGGGGUCCUGUUGCCGCUGAGGAGCGGGCCAGGAAGAAGGCCCAACGAUUGCAAAAUGCAACCAGGGUCAGCGAUCAUGCCAUCACAAAUGAUGCAUUUACUUUGACUCGGCCCCAUACAGCGCAGAUCAAUGCAGCCACCCCGGUUUCUCUACCGUCUCCAUCUCCCAUCGAGACCGGAUACCGACCAUCUGAUACGCCGCAAGAAAAUUUAGUGAGCCCGGGAUUUCCGUUAUCACCUAAAGGCCCCGGAACCGGUCAGGAGCUUCGGGAGACUUUGAGCCAGCCGACGCGGACCCUCCGUGUUUAUCGGUGUGAUCAGGAUCUUAUUAAUGCCUAUUAUAUCUUCAUCCAUCCAUAUCUACCUCUCCUACCUCCACCAGCUGUGGCCCAGUAUGUGGACAAGCCCAAGACAAUAAACAUCUGCUUGGCUCAGGCAAAUGCAUCUCAUCUGCCUUACUGGCCAACUACCUCAUUGGGUUUGGCCUUGGCAGCGUUGUUGGCACUGAUACCGCCACCAGGAGAUGCGUACGCGACAGGCGAUGAGACCACUACCCUGCGGCGCUCUUUUGCCGAUCUUUUUGCACGCUCGGCGUUAGAUGCAUCGGAAGAAUCACUCGAGCCGUCUUCCAAUUCCGAUCUGACAAAGGGCCCGUGCAGCCCCUUGCAUCCGGAUAUCCCCCGGCAAAUGGAGCCGGUCCUCGCAUUAGCGCUUCUCAGCCUAUAUGAAUGCUGCCAGCGAGGAAACGUCUCCAAGAUGCGUAUCCGAGCCAAUCAGGCAUUAACAAUGGCUAUGGACCUCUCAUUACAUACACAGAAGUCGGCAACUAAUUGUUCCGACGCGAUUCGUCGCUGCUGGUGGUCUACAAUGUUCCUUGUUUAUCAUUCUUCCAUUCUGACAGCUUCGCCGCCCCUCAUAACCAGCGAAGACUUCCGCAUCACCACGCCAUAUACAGUAAUUCGUGGCUGUCGAGAGCCAUGGCCCUAUGUCGUACAAGCGCAAUCCCUCCUUCACCGCAGCUGCACCAUCACCCGCCAGCUCUCCAACGAGACCAUUCACGAUCAAGGAUGUCUUCCGUUUUCCUUGCACAAUGAAAUCAAACACCUUGAGUCUUCUCUACUUGACAUAGCCACCGAAACAGACCGCUACCGCUGCAUAGCCAACUGCCAAGGCACCGAAGCCGACGCGGAGCGCGUGCUCUGGGCGAUGUCACGCAUCCUUAUCCACACUGCUAGAUUACUUCUCCAUCGAGUUCGCGCCUUCCCUGACCGUCCCGUCGAUAGCCUCUCAAACAACAGCAUUAGUGCUAGCGGCACUAACACACCCCUUUCUGCAUCCCGAAGGACUGAAGUGGACGCUCUCUUUCCAGUUGACGAUCAAGAAUCCAUGCGUAUCUGCAUUCGCUCCGCACUACUGAUAUCUCGCGUCUUUCGUCACCUGCCUACACCGAAUCCGAUGUACUCUGACACUCCAACCGAUGGAGAGACUUUGGGAUUCGGACUUGAGCUCGGACUUAGUAGUGCGUUCUCGAGGCGAUCAAUCAGUUCACCACGGUCUCUACCAUACAUGGCUUGGUGUGGGAUGCAGAGCUUCUAUGUACUUGCCAUGGUGUUGUGGCGUGUUAGAGCGGCAUUGUCUGCGGGAAAUCUGAGCAGUGUUUAUGAUUUGCUAGAUCGGCCGAGUGAGCGGACGGCGAUACAAGAUGCGGAAAGGCUCGAGGAGGAGUUACACAUGGGAAUUGAGGCGCUGAGAGCGUCGAUGAAAGCGGAUGGGGUGUAUGAGGGGAUCUGGAGGAUGGUUAGGGAGUUGGAAAGCGUGUAUGAUGCUACCAUGAUGGGGUGA